Molecule: messenger RNA, 3352 nt
Organism: Trichogramma pretiosum
Lineage: Eukaryota; Metazoa; Arthropoda; Insecta; Hymenoptera; Trichogrammatidae
Gene: Acn
Product: apoptotic chromatin condensation inducer in the nucleus
Exons: 9
Coding region: 388-3042 (884 amino acids)
Molecular function (GO): RNA binding
Source: RefSeq, a predicted model, not a curated record
CAAGACCGAGAUAGAAUCAUCCCGACUAGCGCCUGAACUGAAGUCUGAGAACUGAUCUCGUAACAUUAUUCGUGCAUAUAUAUUUACGUAUAUAAUGUUGGAUGGCCUAAGCUGGCUGUGAUAAGUGCAUCAAAGAGUGAAAGAGAGAGAGAGAGAAAGAAUCGCGAGCCGCUUCGAGUUUACUUAAUGCGCUAAACUGUAUAAAGGAAGAAGCGGUAGCGACGCUUUACUCGUUUUUUUCUCUACUUGCGAGUUGUGCCGAACAAUCACAACUCUACUUUAGUUUUUCAUCCAUAUAACAGAUUAAAAGUUCAGAAAUCGCAAUUGCUUCAACGUGUUGAUCAAGCAGUCGAAUCAGAUUCGUUUAAUUACAACGUAUACAGCAUAAUGAGGCGCAAAAGUGAGCGUAACAAGGCAAAGGCAGCUGUUGAAAAAGUUGUUGAAACAGUCACUCCAAGGCGAACUACUAGAAGAAGAGCAAGAGUAUCACCAUCUCCAGACAAAGAAGUAGUUAAAGAAAGUGCACCAGUGGUGGAUGAUAAUAACGAUAUUACUAAUAUCGAGCAAAGCAAUGAUGUGGAAGGUACACAAAGUAAUGUUACUUCCAGUGAACUAAUUAAAUCUGUUCUUGGAGCAAAAGAAGAGGAUGGAAAUGGGUCAGUAUGGAAAGUAGCAAGAGCGGAUGCAUCACCUGGAGAAAUCCAGAAACUGAAGUUAUGUAGACAGCGUAAUACAUCAGAAACAUCUGAAAGUUCAACGCCAAGUAAAAAAAAAUCAAACAAGUGGCAGGAUAGUGGAGAAAGCAUUGCAGAAGAGGUUGAAUCAGCAGAUGAGCGUGUAGCAGCUUUGGAAAAGGUUGCUAUUAGCCAAAAAGCUGAUGAUUCCUCUUCUGUAAAUCAAGGUCAGGAACCCAAGGAAGAGGUAAGUGAUUACAAGGAGAACCUGCCUGAAACCACUUCAGUCAACUUGUCUGAUGAUCAAACAAACAUAGAUCAACAAGCUGAUUCCAAGGAGAACUUGCCUGAAACUACUACUAUAUCUUCUCUUAACUCUGAACAACCAUCAAACAGUGAGGAAUACCAAACUUUGACUAAUACUCAAGAGGAUCCAUCACCAGAUAGCAGGGAUAUUGUAGCUGAUUGCGUUGAAAAUGAAGCUGUACUUAAUCAAGGAGAAGAAGAACAACAAGAAGAUUCUAAUUUACCUUCUGAAUUAGAAAAUAAAACUUGUGAAUCUCAGCAGCCAACUGAUAUUAACCUUAAUGAAAAUAGUUAUAAAGUUGUUGCUGAACAAGCUAAUGAAGAUUCAAUACAGGAAACUGUCAGUCCUGAUGAUGAUAUUAAUCAAGAAAAUAAUGAAGUUUCACAAGUGAAUAAAAAGUAUGACACUGAAAUCAUUCAACAGAAUGAAAAAGUUGAAGAAGAAUCUCCAAAUGCAGAAGAGCCAUUAAUUUAUGAUGAAAAUACUACUGAAGAUAUUUCAUUAAAAAAUGACAAUAAUUCAGAAAAUGAAGUUUUCAAUUCUGAAAAUAAUGCAGAAUCCAUUUGUAUUGACACUGAAAAUUGCUUAAUAGAAGAGAGCAAAGAAGAUGAGGAAGAAGAAGGUGAAAUAAAAGAUGAAGUAGAAAAUGAGCAAAGUCCUCAUAAUCAUAAAAAAUGGUCAACUAAUAAAAAUUCAUCGAGAACAGAGAGAAAUGCAAUUAGUUAUGAAACUCAUCUGGAAAUUUCUGAAAGUACUAUGGAUAAAGAAGAUAUUUUAGAAAUUACAGAUAAAUCAGAUGAUUUAAGUGCAUCAUUAAUUGCAUCAAAACCAGCAAAAGUCAGUUUGAAAAGAUCGUUCAAUUCUAGGAUACCUCAAGAUUCAGAAAAUAAUACAGAAGAUAAUUCUGUUAAACAAGUUUCAGAAACAAAUCAAAAUAAAGAAAAUCAUGCGGAUAAUGAUCAGCCUGAUCAAAAAUCAACCACAAAAAGACGUCGGUGGGGAACUACUACAAUAGCAGCAGGUGUUGGACCAGCUUUUUCUAUAUCCACUGAUUCUUUGAAGGCUUUAGUACCUGGGGCAAAACCUGUAUCGCUUAAUGAGGUACGCCUAACUAAAGACGAUGAAGAAAGAGUUACAAAUAAAAGAAAAAAAGAAAUAAGUGACAAUGAAGAAGAGACAGAUUUAACUACAAAUUCUGAAAUAACCAAAAAGGAUCAAAAAACUGACAAUCAGACAGCGUCAAGACGAAAAAUCAGUAUUAUUAAAGAGACGCCUAGACCUGCUUCACCUAGUACUGCUGAAGCUCAAGCCACAAAUAUUUUAUUGAUUAAAAAUUUGGUACGGCCAUUUACAUUAAACCAGAUCAAGGAACUCCUCUCGCGAACAGGAACUAUUGUAGAAAACGGUUUCUGGAUGGAUAGAAUAAAAUCCAAGUGUUAUGUAGAGUAUAAAAAUGAAGACCAAGCUUUUGAGACUCGACAAGCAUUACAUGGUAUUUCUUGGCCACUCUCAAAUCCAAAGAAAUUGAUCGUUGAGUAUGCCAAUAAAGAAGAUAUGGAAAAAGCAUGGGCGUCAACGGUAGAUCAGCCUUUAGUCAGAAAAACAGAGCAAUCUAUUGCAAAUGAGACUUGGAAGCAAGAUACAUGGGACAGAGAAGAACGAAACCAAACCGUAAAUAAAAUAACAGUCAUUCGGGAAUGGGAUCUUGGGAAAGAAGAUGGGCUACUUGAAAAGAAGGAAAAGGAGCGAGAGCGAAAAGAAAUAGAAAAGAAAAAACGUCAGCGCAGUGCAUCUCCAACACAUGAAGUUCAUCUUCCUGCACCUGCGAGAAAAUUUAAGAAGAAAGAAGAGGAGCCUCCCACAGCAAAACUAUUAGAUGAUCUUUUUAGGAAAACUAAAACCACUCCUUGUAUAUAUUGGUUACCUUUAACAAAUGAACAGAUUAUGGUCAAAGAAGAAUUAAGACGACAACACAUGGCAGAACAUGCACGCCGAGUAGAAGAGAUACGACGAGUAGAGAGAGGUCGAGAUUCACGACGCCGUAGCCGCCCGAGAAAAUAAUUUUUCACGUUCUUAUAAUUUCUGAAAUGAUGCAAACUAUUAUCCUUAUCCUUUCUCAACUUGACCAUUCUAGCCCCUCGGCACGACUACGUGAUUGAUAAAGUUAACUCACAGUUUCCUAUUUUUUGUUCGUGUUUCACGAAUAUGUAAAUAUUUAUAUUAAUAUUAUUAUUACUAUUAAUAUUCUAAAUUGAAUUUUUUUAUAUUUUCGCGUGUCCGAUCAAGUACACAAAUUCUGCUUUGUACACAAUGAAAUAAGCCUCGGCAAUCAGUAAUUAAAUAAUUUUUCAAUUUAUUAUUCCAUUCGUAA